Messenger RNA from Theileria annulata, 1575 nucleotides. RefSeq lists its product as uncharacterized. NCBI's taxonomy places the organism in Eukaryota, Apicomplexa, Aconoidasida, Piroplasmida, Theileriidae. The transcript is spliced from 13 exons. The coding region runs from base 1 to 1575 and encodes 524 amino acids. Gene Ontology annotation, cellular component: acetylcholine-gated channel complex. Gene Ontology annotation, biological process: rRNA processing. Gene Ontology annotation, molecular function: metalloendopeptidase activity. The record is from RefSeq and is a predicted model, not a curated record.
AUGGGAAUUUUUUUACAAUUUGUAAAAUUUUUAUAUUUUAGCGUAUUUUUUUCAAACCUUCCUCCACUUUUAAAAUGUGGACUUUCAAAGCCUACAAACACCAUCAUGCUGGAACUAGGCUCCCUUCCAGACAUGAACCAAAUGCUCCCAAACGAGGAAUCUCCAAACUUAUCUGAUUAUUCCGAGCCGCUAGUUGCAAAGAAGACGACUUUGGAAAACUUUCCAAACCCAUUCAUGAACCCUAUUGAGUGUAACAGGGUUAAUGUGCAAGAGUCAUACGUCUGUGACCCAGACAAACUAUUAAAUAACUCGGAAGCCGACCGUUUGGACGAACUGUUGAGCCUAGAAAGACUUAAUUCGAUCCAUCAUUGUGAGGGUUUUGGUGAUGUUCCCUACAAGAUAGGAGUGGCCCUGAUAAAUCGUAUUCCUAGAGAAGAUUUAAAUACUUUGGCAGAUGAGUUAUUGGAUCGCUGGAAGUUAAGUCACCAGAAGUGUGAGGACGGAAUCAUUAUUGUAUACACGAAGCAAGAACCUGAUGUUGUUAUUAAAUGGAAUAAAGGUGUUGAGCCUUAUUUAAGUACAAGAGUCGUGUCAUCAAUUUAUCCAAUGUGUCAAAAUCUGUUACAAAAUGAAAAAUUAUCUAUCGCAGUUGAGAAAUGUAUUAAAUCCUAUAUAAUUUCUAAUUCAUUUCAGGUACAUCGUUCGUUACAAAGCCUAAUUAGAGACGAGUGUGGUCGGAUUAGGGUUUUUGGCAAUCGUAGUAUCAGGUAUUUGGAUGCUAAUUUCAUGAUUAACAUUAGCCCUUUCCGGAUUGUAACUUUUUUCCCCGACUGCCGUACAUUAUCAAACGGUUUGGGAGUGGAAUCUCCACUUUUCGGUAAAAGGCUAAAUUUUACCCUUAAUUCAAGAAAUUUUGACAGUAAACUCAGUGAAAACAAAAGCUAUUUCUGUGACAAUAACAGAUUCUUUUCAAAAUUUGUAAAUUUUGGUGAAAGCGAAUAUGCUGGAAUUCCGGAACCUGGAACACUAACUAAAAUAUUUAAGGAAGAUAAAAUAACAAUAACAAACAAACAAAGUGAUAUUGAUGUAAACUAUUUAAUGUUGUUCAGAGCUGGAAAAUGCUACAAACAAGAGCUCAAGGUAGAGGAUUUCAUGCUUGACAUAUUCAUAGAAGACGAAAAAAACAUGAAAAGAAUCAAUUUUGAACAAUUUGGGGGAAACAAGCCCACGGACAUAAUAUCCCUUAGGGACGAUUUAUUGUAUUUAAAGUCAGACUUCCAUAAGAACAGGUCACCUUUAAAACCGCCCGAACACUACCAUUUGGGAGAAAUAUUCAUAUGUCCAGGUGUAAUUGAGUCUGAAAACAUGAUUAGGGGAGGAGUAGCAGCCAGGAUGAAGGGAAUUUCUGAUAUUAACAUAAGAAUGUGCUUUAUUAUGGCACAUGGCAUAUUACACUUAUUAGGGUACGACCAUGAAAAGGCAGAGUGGUUUAGAGAAAUGGCUGAAAUGGAAGACGCUCUUUUAGAUGAAUUUAUUAAAAUUUUGCCUAUUGACAACAUAGGAGUUGAUUCAUAA